Messenger RNA from Hirsutella rhossiliensis, 1473 nucleotides. RefSeq names its product RING finger domain-containing protein. Gene Ontology annotation, molecular function: zinc ion binding. The coding region runs from base 1 to 1473 and encodes 490 amino acids. The record is from RefSeq and is a predicted model, not a curated record. NCBI's taxonomy places the organism in Eukaryota, Fungi, Ascomycota, Sordariomycetes, Hypocreales, Ophiocordycipitaceae. The transcript is spliced from 3 exons.
AUGGAGGGACAUUCGACACCGGAUGACGACGGCCUCGCCUCCCCCACGCUGCCUCCCGCGGCCCCCGACGCCAUCGCGGCCCCUCGCCCCGUCGACGCCCCCCGCCGGUGCUUUAUCUGUCUGACAGACCAGGAUCCCUCGGACCCCCCUGGCUCGUGGGUUGACCCGUGCCCGUGCACGCUCGAAGCCCAUCAGGACUGCAUGCUCUCCUGGGUCACUGACUGCGAGCGUUCUAACAAGCCGCUCUUCUGCCCAGUCUGCAAGUCCAAGAUUGAGCUCGAGGGCCACUGGGACCUUGUCGUCGCCGCCGAGGAUGCAAUCCACCGUCGCUUCACUCGCGUCAGCCCCUUUGUCCUCUUCACCGGCGUCUCCAUGGGCGUCCAGUUCAGCCUUCAAUUGUAUGGCGCCCUGGCUCUGUGGACGUUUGCUGGCAAGGACUCGCUCCUGCGGUUCUUGCUGGGACCCGACUUGGUCAUCGACGCGUCCCGUGCCGGCAGCGUUGGGUUCGUCAAGGACCGCAUCUGGAGGGCCCUGGCCAUGAUGAACGUGGCGCCCGCACUGCUCUUUGGUAGGCUGCUGCCCAGCUUGAGCAACAAGGUGUAUUUGCCGGCCGCCUCUCUGUAUGGCAUGUACCACAUCAUGCACGAAGACGACUUUGUGAGCUGGCCACCCUCGCCUCGCCUCGCCAUUGCCGUCUUUCCGUACGUCCGGUCCAUGUACUACAACCUCUGGCGGGAGUUUGUCCUGCCCCACGAAGUCAAGCUUAACCGGCAACUCGUGGGGCUGCCGCCCGUGGAGGAACGGCCUAACGCGGGCCAGCAGAUGGCGGAUAACCAAGACGACGUCGACCAGCCCGGCGGCCACGACGUUCAUCACAUCGAAAUCGUCCACGAGGAAGGCGAGGCCCACGGCCACAUGGAAGGCGAGAUAAUGGUGGAGCUCCAGAUCGGAGAGGUCGAGCGGGACGAGGACGGCAUUCCUGUUGACCAGGAACUCAUCGAGAUGGCCCAAAUCGUCGAGCACCCCGAACCCGAGGCGGAUGCCCACGACGGGCCAGCAGCACCGGUCGCCCCGCCGAACCAAGGCAACAACGCAGACGAGGGGGGUCAAGGUCACGAAGCUCCCCAAGCGCCGCCCCGCCGGCUGGGCAUCGGCGCCAUCCUGUCCAACGUGUCCAAUGCCAUUGUCGGCGCAUUGAUCCUGCCCGGCAUCUCGCUGGCCAUGGGCGAGGCGCUGCGGCUGGCGCUCCCCAAGGCGUGGACCAAGGCAAGCCGCCACGGGACGGUUGGGCGUCCAGGCCUGUUGCAGCAGCAGUGGGGGCGCAGCUUGAUAGGGGGGUGCUUGUACGUUGUGCUCAAGGACACGGUGAGGGUGUACACCAAGUCGCGCCGGGUGGCGGCUCUGGGGAACCGACGGGUCAAGAACGUGGACAGGCGCAGACGAGGACGGAGUGACGACGCACCGACGGGUUGA